This is a messenger RNA of Owenia fusiformis, 1033 nucleotides long. The record is from the annotation of a GenBank genome assembly. NCBI's taxonomy places the organism in Eukaryota, Metazoa, Annelida, Polychaeta, Sabellida, Oweniidae.
AGAACUUGAGCACGACGGACACAAGGACAAAAUAAUUUAUACAAUUUUGCGAUUUAUACAAAUAUAAUAUAAUAGAACGAAAUGAAAGUGUUACUUUGUUUAGCUGUGAUAGUUUUGGUCGUGAGUUCUAUUGAAGGCCUAAAAUGCUACAAACGGCUAACAUUUUAUGACAGGCGAGACUGUGAAUGUCAAAAGGACCAAGAUAGGUGUUUUUACACCCGGGAGACUAGUAAUGAAUGGGGAUGUGCCAAAGCUAGUGAAUGUGUCGACAAGAAGACAUGCUGUCGCACGGAUAAUUGUAAUAAUGGAACUUGGAGGUUCAAAGUAAAUCUUUUCCACUGGAUGGCAGAAAAUGCAGCUGGAUGCAAAACUUAUGAAGAUUUCAAGAACAAAAAUUGUGAGCUACCAUAUGAGACAUAGGAAAUCAGGGACCAGGAUAAUAGAAGAAUCCAAUGCAUCAUAUGUGGAGAUAGCAGAUUUCACAGCGGUCAAUCGUUUUAAAAAAAACUUGUCAAAAUUAGGUGUAAUAUACCUGACUAUAUUGACAUUUACAGUGCAAUCAAUGUGUUAAAACAAUUUAAUGUAAAGUCUUUAAGGAGGAAAUCAACAUUCAUGUACAGAUGUGUCUACCCAUUCUGGCCUUUCUUGAAGAAUAAACUAUAAGUUCACAUUAACAGUUACUCUUCCUCUGAAUGUACAAAUGGUGUGCAUAAUGUACAAAUGGUGUGCAUUUGUAGCCUUUUGUUUAGAAAAAUCAAGUUAAAGUUUAUGUAUACCCUUUCUUGAAAAAUAAGAAUAAAAUUUACAUGGUUUCCUUGAAAAUUUAAAAAUCUACAUCUACAAUGUACAUCAACGCCUGAAAAGGGGUUCUAUGUUUCUUUCAUAUCCACUGAUGAAUCUAACUCUUUCACGAUGAGAUAGCCUUGCCCAAGUCAGUCUCGUUUACUUAUCUUGACUUCUAUUAUGACCAGUGGUAAUAAUUCAAGAUCAGGAUAAGUAAAAAUAUACCGACUUGGGCAAGGCUAACAAUGAG